UUAUAAAUUCUGAGAGGGCAUUAAUAAGGGGUAUUUUCUUCUAGUCAGAAUAGGCUAUGUCAGAAGAUGUUUGCUAGUUGGCUGGUUGCCUUUGCAUCCGGUAGUUCCAUGGGGCCUUCUUUCUGGAGAUCAAUCUGCAAUGGAUGACUGGAAUAGCAGUAAUGCAUUUAUCCAGAGGCUGGAUUUUUCCAGCUGUGGAGAAGACACUGAGCUGGAAGAGGACAAUAGCUUGCAAGAGGAAGAGCUGAGGAAUGUCACCCCUCAGAAAAACUGGGACUCUGGAGACUGGAGAAUAAACCACUCUGUGCCGGUUACUCCACAGAGGCAGCUAGAUGAUCUCUCUCUGACUUUCCCAAAGUCUUGGGCAAGUCCUGUGAGGGAAUGCAAGGAAUCCUUGAGGAAGAAAACUCUCCCUUUGGAGGAUUAUCCUGGAACUCCAUUACACUACAUCACAUGGCAAAAGCUGCAGCUCUGUGAUACCCCACAUACUCCCAAGAGCCUCUUAACCAAGACAGCUUUCCCUUCACCUGUGGGGAAGUUCACCUCCAAAGGGAUGAGAAACUUGCGGUUCACUUCUUAUGCCGACGCCGAGGAACCUUCCCCAGCUUCCUUAGUUAACAUUAAUCCAUUUACACCCGAGUCUUAUCGGCAGAUGGUUUUCCAUCCCAGUGGCAAGAGGAAAGCCACAGGGGAGCUGAAUGAUCCCAGCCAAAAAGGGAGCCAAGUGGAACAGGGGUUGCCAGCCAAGAGAUUCCUCUUACGUGACAGCAACAUGGUUUCCCGCUACAAGAAGGAGUUUUUGGAGCUGGAGAAAAUUGGUGUGGGGGAGUUUGGUUCUGUGUACAAGUGCAUCAAAAGGCUGGAUGGGUGCGUCUAUGCCAUCAAGCGCUCAAAGAGACCCCUUGCUGGAUCCUCAGAUGAGCAAAUGGCUUUGCGGGAAGUCUAUGCCCAUGCAGUGCUUGGCCAUCACCCCCAUGUUGUGCGCUACUACUCAGCUUGGGCAGAAGAUGAUCACAUGAUCAUUCAGAAUGAGCACUGCAAUGGUGGGAGCCUUCAAGAUGUGCUUUUGGAAAAUACAAAGACAUCGGAUUAUUUCAAAGAAUCUGAGCUGAAGGAGAUCUUGCUGCAAGUUUCCAUGGGGCUGAAAUAUAUUCACACUUCCGGCUUGGUUCACUUGGAUAUCAAACCCAGCAAUAUUUUUAUAUGUCAUAAGCUGGUUGGGCCUGCUGGUCCGGAGGAGAGUGACAGCGAAGACGAUGGGUUUGCCUCUUCUAAUGUGGUGUAUAAAAUUGGGGACCUUGGACAUGUGACAGCCAUAACUAAUCCCCAGGUGGAGGAGGGCGAUAGCCGCUUUUUGGCCAAUGAAGUCUUGCAAGAGCAAUAUUGCUACCUGCCAAAGGCAGACAUCUUUGCCCUUGCGCUCACCAUCUCUCUAGCAGCAGGUUGUGGACCAUUGCCUGCCAAUGGCACCAUGUGGCAUCACAUCCGCAAAGGCAACCUUCCACUCAUCCCUCCGCAGCUGUCGCGUGGCUUUACAGAACUGCUCAAGCUUAUGAUUCAUCCUGAUCCAGUUGCAAGGCCGUCAGCCACAGCGUUAACCAAACACUCUGUCCUCCGGCCUUCUCUUGGGAAAGCUGCCCAGCUUCAGGAGCAGCUGAAUGUGGAAAGGUUCAAAAUUGCCGUGCUAGAAAGGGAGCUGAGAGCAGCCCGUCUUGCACAGAGCAUCAAAAAGGAUAGGUUUUUGGAAUGUGUCAGGCCUAAAGAAUCUGGAGCCAAUUCAAAGCAUCAGAACAGCAAGAAACGCCUGGUGGGUGGAAAAAAUGCCCGCUCAUUUAGCUUUACUGCUGGUGGCUAUUGAGGACCAGGCUGUUCGGGCUUCUCAAAUCACUGAAACUAUAACCCCUUAGAAACAAGAGAGCCUGUUAAGAUUAAAGAACUGUUAUUUUUACCUAGUCCAUCAUCAUAGUGCUGAGUCUGACUACCUCUAACUGAUCAUUGUUGUCCGACCUCUUUUUAAACCAGCGUUUUCUUCCCUUUUGCCCCAAACCUAGUAGGUAUAUUUUUCUCCCCAGCAUUCUCAGAAGAGUGUACAACUCUGUUUCCUUUCUCUAGCUUUUAGGUUUGUUUUUUCUUAAGGCCUCUUGCACUGGUCACUUUAAAAAAUCUAGGUUGGAAAUAGCUAUUAGCUGUGUUUCAAAAAGGGAAUACUAUUCAGGCGGUAGAUGGUUUGUUCCCCUUCCAGUUGAUGAGGGAACUAUAUGAGGCUGUGCUAUUUAAGUCCCACCUAAAGAGCCAAGAAAGUAACCAAGACAAAAGUAUAUUUAAAGUUAACAGACCUGGGCAGGGCCCCUUUGAAAUUAACAGAUUAGCUCUAUUGGCGGUGGGUUGAACAAAAUGUAACCAGUAUUUGGAAACUGGUUGUUUUUCCAUGAGCAUUAGCAGGCAAGAUACAGGCUGGCUUACUUUUUUGUCUCCAGGAUAGAGCACCUGCUGUUCUUAAUGUGGGUGGCUGUCAUACUGACAGAUAAAGGAUCUGCCUAUUUGCAAGUCUCUGGGGUGGGUGAUGGUGGUUUUAAGCACACAGGAAAGGAAUGCUUUUUAGAACGCCUCAAUUUUCUGGGGAUUACAUCAUGUAGUGUUCAUAAAUAAAAUAAAGUAAACUUUAUGCCCCUCUCAAA
Rhineura floridana is the source of this 2678-nucleotide messenger RNA. It is a transcript of the gene WEE2, whose product is annotated as WEE2 oocyte meiosis inhibiting kinase. Lineage: Eukaryota; Metazoa; Chordata; Lepidosauria; Squamata; Rhineuridae. Gene Ontology annotation, biological process: regulation of meiosis I; mitotic cell cycle; protein phosphorylation. Gene Ontology annotation, molecular function: non-membrane spanning protein tyrosine kinase activity; magnesium ion binding; ATP binding. The record is from RefSeq and is a predicted model, not a curated record. Gene Ontology annotation, cellular component: nucleus. The coding region runs from base 140 to 1858 and encodes 572 amino acids. The transcript is spliced from 12 exons.